Molecule: messenger RNA, 2404 nt
Organism: Aphis gossypii (cotton aphid)
Lineage: Eukaryota; Metazoa; Arthropoda; Insecta; Hemiptera; Aphididae
Product: proton-coupled folate transporter-like
Exons: 7
Coding region: 361-1836 (491 amino acids)
Biological process (GO): transmembrane transport
Cellular component (GO): membrane
Molecular function (GO): transmembrane transporter activity
Source: RefSeq, a predicted model, not a curated record
AGAUCCCAGCAAACCUAGCAACUCGUAUAUCGGCACAUAUCAUCCACGACCGUCUGCGCGAGUGUUUGCUGGAGUUUAUAUUCUCGAUUAUUGUGUGUGUGCGAUCGCGAUCAUGUCAUCUGAACGAUUUUUAUUCAUAUAGGCGGUUACCUAUGGGUUUUUAUUAAGUUUAACUCAAAAUAACAUCGAUAUAUAAUCUUGAUCAUCGGUUAUUUAUAUUGUCGUCCGGUCGACCGAAUCCUACUAGGACAGUUGUAGGACUAGAGUCGACAUCAUAUACACCUACACACGUACCUCAUCAACAGAAAAUAAAGCCUUGUAAAUCACUAUAGGUAGGCGUCGUACGCGAGUAUCGUCAUCAUGACGAUUUACAUGCCGAAAUUCAGAACGAUGCGUUGUGCGGUGACGUUAGAGCCCAUGCUGUUCUUGUACUUCGUGGCCAACGUGCUGUCGAACAACGUGGGCACGAACAUGCUGCUGCACAAGGGAUGCAACCCGAACGCGACCGCGGAACCUGACCUGCGCGCCUCGCCGGAAUGCAUGCUGGAGAACGGCGCGCAGCACGGCGUGUCGUCCAUCAACGUGUGGAAGCACAUCAUCCAGGAACUGGUGUCGCUGGUGUUCAUCAUGUUCGCCGGCCCGUGGAGCGACCUGCACGGCCGCCGGCGCCGGCCGCUGAUGUUCGUGCCGGUGAUCGGGCAGAUGACGUGCGACGCGUUCAACCUGCUGUCCGCCCUGUUCUGGGGCAGCGUGUCGCCCACCGUCACCGGCAUCGCGCAGUCGGUGAUCAUAUCCGUCACCGGGUCGCAGCACUGCUUCUUCAUCGGCAUGUUCGCGUACCUGGCCGACAUCACGGACACGUCCAACCGGACCAUGCGCAUCGGGUUCGCGUCGGCCGUCCUGCCGCUGGCCGCCACACUGGGUGCGCUGUCCGGCGGUUACCUGAACGUGAGGCUCGGGUUCGCCGCCGUGUUCGCCCUGAACGUGUGCCUGAACGCGGUCGCCCUGUGCCUGGGGCUGCUGUUCAUUUACGACACGUCCGAGCCGUACAAGACGACCGGUUCGCUGUACAAGACCACGUUCGACCCCAAUAUCGUCGUCGAGAGCUGCAAGACCGUGUUCAUCAAGCGCGACAAUAACAAUCGCCUUAUACUGUUGUUGAUGAUCCUCGCCUCGCCGUUGACCGGCGCUCCUUUCGUGGGUGAAAUAGGUCUGAUGUAUUUGUAUUUGAGAAAGCAGUUUGGCUUUAAAGAAAUUAAUUUUAGUUUAUUCAAUGCGUAUACAAUGGGAAUUAUGCUAUUUGGAUCACUGUUUUCCCUUGGAAUUUUAAGUAGAAAACUUAAAAUGAACGAUGCAAUGAUCGGUCUGAUUGCUACUACCUUCGAUAUUGCAACUGCGGUUGGAUUUUUAACAGUAACUAAAUUUCAAUAUCUGUUAUUCGUACCUCCAUUAGAAUUAUUUCGUGGUGCAGCAUUAGCUCUCUCAGGUGCUAUAGCUUCGAAAUGUGUGGAAUCUCAUGAAUUAGGAUCUAUGAACUCUGUAAGAAUGGCCAUAGAAAAUUUAUCAAAAAGUGCAAUCCUGCCAUUAUAUAGUAUAGUAUACAACAAAACGCUGGAAACUAUGCCAAGUGCCUUUUUUAUCAUCAGCAUAUGUCUAUCCUUACCGUUAAUCGGAUGUUUUGGAACUACUUAUUACUUGACCCGAAAUCAAAAGGAGCCAGUUAAACCAAUCCAGAAAAACAAUUUGGAAGAUAAAUCAAAUGAUCUCAAUGCUAAUACUACUACUAAUACUAAUGAGAUGAAAUCUGACAACGUUGAAGGACUUGUGCAUAUGUAAAUCGUUUAUUUUAUUUAUAAAAGUAUUAAGACGUAUAAAAUAAAAACACCUCAAGUUGUUUAACCACCUGUGGUAAAAGGUAAAUAUACUACUUAAAUAUUUGUGAAUUUAGAAAAUUAUUAUUAAAUGUGAAUACAACAUUAAAUAGAUAUUAUACAUUUAUAAUAAUUUUGUCCAAUGUCGUUUGAACUAUUUUUAAUGAAUUAUAUUUACUAUUAAAAUUGUAUUUAUUUUUGUAAUUGUAUGUUAGUCAUACACGCAUACGUCUUAUAAAUAUUAUGUAUAAUAUUACUGUCUAAUUGUUAUUAAUGUUAUGUUCUGUUGAGUUUUUAUAUUUUAAUUUGGCCUCAAAACGUGUUUUUUUUUUUAUCAAAUAAUAUAAUUUUGAUUAGAUAUUUAUAAAUUAUAUAAUUAAUUACUAUACAAAAUACAAAAUACCAUAAGAAUAGUACGUGCAUUUUUAUAAUACUUUUAUAAUAUUAUUAUUGUGAAACUUUGUAAUUUGUUGGUCAAUAAAUUGACACUUCAAAUGUUGUUGUUAAUAACUACUAAAAGUUUAUUAGUCUUG